Messenger RNA from Electrophorus electricus (electric eel), 7677 nucleotides. Its product is annotated as tubby-related protein 4-like. Gene Ontology annotation, molecular function: protein binding. Lineage: Eukaryota; Metazoa; Chordata; Actinopteri; Gymnotiformes; Gymnotidae. The record is from RefSeq and is a predicted model, not a curated record.
GCAACGUAGAGAUGUAAAGAUAGCUAACGCUAGCUGGACCAAAGCAGGUCGUGAUUUUUUGGGAUUCAACAAGAAUGUUUUGCUCGUUUGCGUGUAUAUUAACUACAAGGCAAAGAUCUAUUUUUGGUUUGAGGCAUACACUUUUCGUGUAGUCCUUUGCUUUCAAACUGGUUACUUAAGUUAAUUAACCUAGCUAACGUUAACUAAACUUAGCUAACCUAGCUAAACUACUGCACUAUUUGAGGAGCAGCAAGCUAGCCCGCGCUAACGAGUUUGGCUUCAAACUAAUAGGCUGUAUGAAGAAGCUAGGUAGCUAAAUACGUUUAUUUUGGUGUCGACUGUUGCAGUUAAUGUUUUGUGUACAUACCACAUUUAAAAUCUCAAAACAUUUAAAUUAACUGUUAAUUUACCUAGCCCCCUUUCUGAGGUUAGUCUGUGUGGUUAGUUAACUACCUACCCACCUAUUUUAGCUAGGAGUGUUCUGACUUCAACAAGAUUAAUUUAGCUAACUAGCAAACAAGCUAGGAUAUCUGAGAAGUUCGUUCAAAACGUGCUUGUGGUUUAGUUAUAAAUAGCGAAACAUGAUAGUUUUAAGGGUAGCUGGAUAGCUACCUAUAGAAUAUAUAUAUCUGAUGAUUGCAUCGAAGAUUUCUAUUUCUGCUUUAAUAUAUCCAGCUAUCUACAUUCCAUUGUUGACGCUUACUGUGCUCACAAGUAAGCUAAAUAAACUAAAUACCAAACAACGUAUCUAACCAGUUAGUCAAUUAUCUAGGGUUAGGCAGGUUUAGUAGCUAACGCUAUGUUGCUGUUGGCUACUGUGCGGACUAGCCACACGAGCAAGAAAUUAUAAACUGCACUUUUCAUGUCGUUAUAAACAUAUUUAAAACAGAAAACAUCUCCAACAUUGUUAGGGUUUCUCCGUUCGAAGCUAUUUUGUUUUGAAUCAUUUCAUCAAGCGUUCUGAAGUGGAAUAUCGCCCUGUAACUGAAGUUGUUUUGUUUCUACACCUGGAGAUAAUCAAUCCUUGCCUGGAUUACAGGGACCUGGAUCCUGGUCUUAUCCUCAGCAAACCACAAAUGCGAGGGAAUGUGAAGCUCUUACUUAAUUGGAGUCUUAGGAACAGGGAAAUCAUCUAGUGACCUCUACAGGCUCACAGUGUGGACCUAAAUUCCAAGUGAUUUUUUAGAAGUGUAGACAGGAAUGUUUGCAGCAGUUGAGCAUGGCCCUGUUCUCUAUAGUGACUCCAACAUCCUCUGCUUGUCAUGGAAGGGCUGUGUGCCCAAGCAUGAGAAAGAUAAGCCAUUGUGUAGGAGGAGGUACUAUGAAGAAGGCUGGCUGGCCACUGGGAAUGGGAGAGGUGUGGUAGGGGUUACCUUCACCUCUAGCCACUGCAAGAGGGAUUGUAUCACUCCACAGCGCAUCAACUUCAAUCUGAGAGGACAUAACAGCGAGGUGGUUUUGGUGCGGUGGAAUGAGCCUUUUCAGAAGCUGGCCACCUGUGAUGCAGAUGGGGGGAUUUUUGUAUGGAUUCAGUAUGAGGGCCGCUGGUCUAUAGAGCUGGUAAAUGACCGGGGAACACAGGUCAGUGACUUCACAUGGUCUCAUGAUGGCACGCAGGCACUGAUCUCCUACCGUGAUGGUUUUGUGCUGGUGGGCUCUGUCAGUGGUCAACGCCACUGGUCUUCUGAGAUUAAUCUGGAGAGUCAGUUAACUUGUGGGAUAUGGACUCCUGAUGACCAGCAGGUGUUGUUUGGCACAGCUGAUGGACAAGUCAUAGUAAUGGACUGUCACGGACGGAUGAUGGCACAUUUACUGCUGCAUGAGGCAAAGGGCAUCGUAAGCAUGGCCUGGAGCUAUCCCAACUUUAUAAUGGAGGAGAGCAGUGAGAGUGAGACAGACUCAGAUGACUGUGAUUCUUUGCAAGUGAGUAGCCUGAAGCUCCUGCUCACUGUGUGUUUCACCUCAGGAGACAUCAGUCUGAUGAGCAACUAUGAUGACCUCACACCUACUAUAAUUCGCACUGGACUUAAAGAUAUUGUGAUGCAGUGGUGUUCUCAGGGGGAUCUGUUGGCAGUUGCUGGAUUGGAGAAACAAAUGGUCAUCCCUGAGUAUGCAUUUUUUACAGCAUCCAAAACUGCAGUUGUUAAGUUUUACAAUCAUCAUGGAGAACACAUCUAUCUACUUGAAACACCUGCACAGAGGCCAAUUAGUACCCUCUGCUGGGGUCAUAAGGACUCUCGUUUGUUUCUGGCAUGUGGAGCAGCACUGUAUGUGAUUCGGGUAGAGCGCAGGCUUGCCAGUCUGCAGUUGUUAUGCCAACAGGUGAUUGCCAGCACAGUGAGAGAAGAAAAGGAUGUGUCCAAACUCAGUAUUCCUUCUCGCCUAAGCAGAUAUGUGUCUUCUGCCUUUGCUCCUACUAUUAAACCCCCCAUUCCUGAUACAAGCAAUAUGCGGGACUUUGUGAGUUACCCCUCAUCGGGGAAUGAGCGUCUUUAUUGUACUAUGAAGCGCACAGAUGAUAACUUGGAUGUGGGUGGGCCCUGUUACACCUUAUAUCUGGAGUACUUGGGUGGGCUUGUUCCCAUUCUGAAGGGCUGCAGGAUCAGCAAACUACGCCCUGAGUUUAUCAUUAUGGACCCCAAGACAGAUGGGAAAACAGAUGAUUUGUAUGGGAACAGCCUCAUCACUUCUGUGGUAGACAGCUGCAACUGCUCAGAUUGCAGUGACAUUGAACUCAGCGAUGACUGGAUUGGCAAGAAAUCACCAAAGAUGUCCAGAGGAAGCAAGUCACCCAAACUCCCCAGGAUAAAUAUAGAUCCCCGCAAGUCCCCUAAGCUGUCCCGUGCCACACAGGAAGUAUCUAGAUCACCACGGUUACCUAUCCGCAAACCCAUUGGAUCCAUUGGAUCCCCAAGUCCCUCUCGCAGAGAGUUUCCUUUAGAAGACUUAACACAGAAUAAUUACCUUGCUCAAGUCACAUCCAACAUAUGGGGAACAAAGUUUAAAAUUGUGGGACUUGCAUCUUUCUUACCAACAAAUCUUGGUACAGUUAUUUAUAAAACCAGUCUGUUGCACCUGCAGCCUAGGCAGAUGACUAUCUAUCUGCCUGAGGUAAAGAAGAUUUCCAUGGAAUACAUCAACUUACCUAUUUUCAGCCCUAAUGUCUUUAGUGAGGAUGAUGAUGACCUGCCUGCCACUACAAAUCCAGGAGUUCCUGAUGACACCCCUCCUUGCACUGUUAACAUACCUAUCGCACCAAUACACAGCCCUGCCCAAACAAUGUCUCGUACCCAGAGCAUUGGUUUGGUGCAGUCAUUGAUGGCCAGUAAGGAUAUCUUUUCCAGUGAAAAAAAAACAUCCCCUACUAAGGGGCCAGUCCACAGCAAGGAUACUGCACUAAUGACACAUUAUACUGUACCAUCUAGAUGUUCCAAUUCUGAUCAGGUAAUAUUUGGAGGGAUAAAUGUUGGACAGGUUUUGGACACUCAGCUUCUGUCAUCAGAACUGUGUCAGCAUGAAAUGCAUCUAAAACAGCAUCAACAACAGUUGCCACAGUUCCAGGAGCUUCAGCAACAACAGCACUGUCAAGAGAUGCAUCAUUUACAGCAACAACAGUAUCAGCUUCAAGUACAACAGAAACAACAAAUACAACAGCAACAGAUGCUGCAGAAUCGCUUAUUGCAGCAACAGCAACACCAUCUUCGAUUGCAGGUCCAAAAGAUGGAGCAACAGCACUUGCCACAACUAAAUCAAAUGCAACAGCAACCUCUACAAAUGCAUAGGCAGGUCAAUCAUCAGCACCAACAGCAGCGUCAGAUGCAAAUCCCUGCUCAUUCCUUACCUUCAGGAUCUCCAUUUAGACAGUUCCUACAGCUCUCACAAAGUAAUGCACAUGCCUCUCAACAUACUGGAAACUAUGAAGCUAAACAAAUGGAGAAUGAGUUACUGCUCAAUAUCAAACCGAUUCCCCCUACCUUUUAUCUGGCAGAGGGAGAUGCUGUGGUUUUCAGUGCCCCUCAGGAAAUUAACAAGAUUACUGCUCCUCCCCCCUACCGUGGUACAGUUUAUACUCCAGUAGCUGCAGCAGCAGCUGCUAUGAUGCCAUUAUCUGCUGCAAAUGGUAGUUCCUCUUCUGUGGGAGCAGGUAGUAACUCUGGAACUCCACACCAGGAAGAUACUUAUCAGAAGAGAGAUGAUGAUAAUCUUCAACAAUCUGCCACACAAACAGCACCGUAUUCAACCUCUUUUGGCUUUGAACGGAUCACCACCUUUGACAGUAGCGGGAAUGUGGAGGAGAUUUGCCAGCCUCGCAUGCAACUAAUCAGUAAUCAGAAUCUUAGUACAGUUCCUUGCUCAGGAAGCUCUGCUAUGCUCAGGGUUUCAUCCUCCUCAAGUGAGGAGAAAAAGGUACAGCUGUCCUAUGCCUCUUCCAAACUUAACCAGCUCACUGUUCCUAGGUACUCCAUAUCCAGUGGGUACGAGCCCCCUUACACAGAUGCAGCCAGUGAAAUCAGUUCAGCACAAAGCUGCAGACAAACACUUGACACCAGAAUGAUUCAUGGCACUUUGAGCCUUGAGGAUAGUCAAGAGGUAAUAUUGAAGGGUUCUCAGAUGCUUUAUCCUCAGAGGACACUUCCCACAAAAACAAGCACUCUGUCAGUCUCUUAUCAACAAACUGCACCAGUGACACUUCAUACAUGUAGUCAGUGUAGUAGCAUUAGUGGAGCAAGCAGAGAGGUCACAACCAGUGAUAAUUGUGAUAUUGCUAGUGAUACAGUCAAAAGGAAAGACUUUUCACCAUCUGCAAGUGGCACAACCCACAACACAGUGAUAGUGCAUUCCAGCAGUAAUUUGGUGCUGCCUUCAGAGUCCUCUUAUAAUUUAAUACAUGUAAGGGGUAUUUAUAAUGUUAUAGGUGGCAGUGAUAACAGGGAUACAUCUGAUUUUAUCAACACUGCCUUUACUGUAAAUGAGCCUUUGAAUCAGUCAUUAAGGCAACUAUCUCUUAACAAAGAAGGGGUUAAACCAACUGUUAAACAACCACAAUCAUAUCAGUGGGAUCAAUCUGUCACUGAUGAAAUAUGGGUUCCUCAGGACCAAGCAACCAGUUUCUCCAUAACUCCUCACACAGUGUCUCACAAACCACCUGCAUUAAUCCUUAAUCCUGCUCAGCCUGUAGAUGUUUCUCAUUUUCCUGAUAUAUCAUCGAGUUCUUCUACACACCCAAGUGCCACAAAAUUCAAGGCAAGUGAGACAUACCAAAUCACCAUUCCCUGUUCCCCAGGUAGCAGUGAUGUUGGUGCCCACCUCCAGCCUGUCCUGGACUCACCACUUCCCUUUUUGCCUAAACAAAUGGUUGCACCAGUGGCCUUAUCACAGCAGGAUCAUACCCUGGUCUUGCCACCCAUUUACCCUCCCAAUUUAAGCAGUUUUACCUGUUGCUCUCCUCCACCUAAUCUUGGGGUAAGUUCAGGUCCAAAUUUACCUAUGACCCCUGUUGCUGUCUGUCCAUGGGACACAUGCAAUCCCUGCCCAGCCAUGCCUAGCUUCUUAAGUGCACUUCCAGAAAAUGUCUCCCAAAUAAUGGAAAAGAAUGUUCUGUCUCUUCCCAGUCAAACUGCACAACUGCUCUUACCCUUCACAGAUACAGAGGGUUUAGUUAACUCUCCAGAAGACACCUCUGAGACUGCAGAAAGUUUCCAGGAGGUGCUGUCUCUUAGCAAGGGCAUAAUUCCCCAGUAUGCAGACAAGUUUGGCAAGAAAAACCGAAAGAGAUUAGACAGUAAUAGGAAUGAUGAAGUCAGUGUUCCUGCAAUCACAGUAUGCAACAAAUCCAGAAAAGAGGGCAGAGCCCUUAUUGAUUUCAGCAUCUCUAGCCCAGGAUUGGGUGGCCAGGACAAGAAAACCAAGGGACAGAAGGAGCAGCAAAAGACAAAAAGGUUUAGUAAGCCCACAACAGGUGACUUCCAGGACAGUUCUGAGAGUGAGUCAGAGUUCAUUGUUAUUGGGGAUGAGCUGAUGAACCAAAACCAAAGUACCAAGAAAGGCUGGAAGGCCAAGAAGAGUCUUCGGUCAGGUGGCUGUGAAUUGGAUGAUAUUAAGUUUCUGAGAAAGGCUGUUGAGAAAGAGGAGUGUGGCCUAGACAACCAGGGCUUUGUCUACAUCAUGGCCAACAAACAGCCUCUUUGGAAUGAAGCAACACAGGUAUACCAGUUGGAUUUUGGGGGAAGGGUCACACAGGAGUCUGCAAAAAACUUCCAAAUAGAGCUUGAAGGAAGACAGGUGAUGCAGUUUGGCAGGAUCGAUGGGAAUGCCUACAUUCUGGACUUUCAAUACCCAUUUUCAGCAGUGCAAGCAUUUGCUGUAGCCCUGGCCAAUGUUACACAGCGUCUCAAGUGAUAUCACUGGUUCCAUUUUCAUCCAUGGGAAUAUCUCUAGUUUUAGUGUAAACCAGAAAGGCAGCACUACGGUAUGUUUUUGUGAUUCUUCUGGUAAUCUUGUUGCCUUUUACGAGGUCUUAUAAAUGAAUAUAGAACAAAGCAUUCGGAGUCUAGUGAAUACCACUUGUACUCCAUCAUAAGGCAGCUAAAUGUGAUAGAUUUUACUUACUUAAGACUGUUACCUAUAUUUUCAGUGGAAAAUAAAACGCAUUGGUAAAGACUUAGGGGAAUUGUCUACUGUUUUCUAUAGUUAGCUUGUACAUAUUUCAAGUUUACUUUUGAAAGAAAAAGAAUUCAUCUAAAGUGAAAUAAUGUACUUCAUUACUUAUUUAUUUUGGGUUUUUUAACUUAUUUUUUGAUAAUGUCUCCAUGAUAUUUAGAAAAUUUGGUAUAUAACUAUAGCAAUAGUCUGCACUAUUACUUUUCAUUUGUAUAAUCAUUUGUGUGUUUAUCAUAACAUACUAACAAUUUGUCUUGGAAGUAACAAGUUUCUAAAUGUGUGUUUUGUACUUAGUGAUCUGUCAUUUUGCAUACAUCAGUUUGCUUGUAUAUGGUCUUUACUCCACACUGUCUGCCCUAUUCUGAUCUGGUUGUUAAACCCCCAUUCAUUGCAGUUUUCUGUUAAUGUUUAAAUAUAAUUUCUAAGAUGUUCUUGUCAGGUAGACUGGUAUGCUAGUUAGAUUUGACAGAAAACAAAUAGUGAGGUACACGUACAGCCAUAUUAGCAUCAGGUAUUACCCACAAAUUGUCUAUGGAGGCUGAAUUUGUGUUCAGCAUAUUUUUGUUUUGUUUUUUACAGUGGCUAGUGUAUACAUAUCAGUAUUCAAAUUCAGUUAAAUCCCUUACCAUCAGAUAUACACUUCAAUGUCAUUAUUUUCCUUUCAUAUCACUGCAUUUACCAAAUGUAGCUCACCGGGCUUGGUAGGAAAUAAACUAUUCUGAUACAUGAAAAAAAAAAAAAAAAUUAUAUAUGUAGUUUCAAGUCUCCCAUGGGGGAGCAGCAGUGCACUCAGUAUUUCUUUGAAAAAUGAUGCUGGAGAUUAUUUACUUUGUUACUUAAUUUAUAUGUUUGUUAUGUUUAAAUAACACCAGCAAUAACACCUUGUUGGUGUUCAUGAUUGACAAUCAGGGGACUGUACAAAAAACAAGUUUUUUUGUACCAUGGAUGUCUAUAUAAAAAUUACCAGAUUUCCAUGGUAUUGAUUGCCAAUAAAAUUUAAGAUGCCUAUGCAUUGAA